Prunus mume (Japanese apricot) is the source of this 2549-nucleotide messenger RNA. NCBI's taxonomy places the organism in Eukaryota, Viridiplantae, Streptophyta, Magnoliopsida, Rosales, Rosaceae. The record is from RefSeq and is a predicted model, not a curated record.
AAUCUUACUGAAGGUCCAAAUGGUAGCGGGAAGAGCUCACUUUUCCGAGUUCUAGGAGGUCUCUGGCCCUUGGUAUCUGGCCAUAUUGUGAAACCUGGUGUUGGUACUGAUCUCAAUAAAGAAAUUUUCUAUGUACCACAAAGACCAUACACAGCUGUUGGAACACUUCGGGACCAGUUGAUUUAUCCUCUUACUGUAGAUCAAGAGGUUGAACCACUUACACACAGUGGAAUGGUGGAGUUAUUGAGAAAUGUUGACCUCGAGUAUUUGUUAGACCGGUAUCCACCUGAGAAAGAAAUAAAUUGGGGUGAUGAAUUAUCUCUUGGGGAGCAACAAAGAUUGGGGAUGGCUAGACUUUUCUAUCAUAAGCCUAAAUUUGCAAUUCUUGAUGAGUGCACAAGUGCUGUCACAACUGAUAUGGAGGAACGUUUUUGUGCUAAAGUUCGAGCGAUGGGAACGUCAUGCAUUACUAUCUCACAUCGUCCGGCUCUAGUUGCAUUUCAUGAUGUGGUGUUGUCCUUGGAUGGUGAAGGUGGUUGGAGUGUUCAGUUCAAAAGGGAGGAUUCUCCUCUCCUUAAUGAAGGUGGGGGAAAUAUGAUGUUGUCUGAGACGACCCGACAGAGUGAUGCAAUGACGGUUCAACGUGCAUUUGCCACGACUAGAAAGGAUUCUACAAUCUCAAAUUCGAAGGCACAAUCUUACAUCGGUGAGGUGAUAGCAGUGUCUCCUUCCGAGGAUCAUAAUGUUACACAUCCAUUUGUUCCACAGCUCCAAAGGGAUCCUCGAGCUUUGCCAUUGAGAGUAGCAGCCAUGUUCAAAGUACUGAUUCCCACAGUUCUUGAUAAACAAGGAGCACAACUGCUUGCAGUUGCUUUUCUCGUGGUAUCGAGAACAUGGAUUUCAGAUCGUAUUGCUUCCUUAAAUGGAACCACUGUGAAAUUUGUUUUGGAGCAGGAUAAGGCAGCCUUUAUUCGUCUAAUUGGCGUUAGUGUUCUGCAGAGUGCUGCAUCAUCCUUCAUUGCACCUUCUUUAAGGCACUUGACAGCCAGGCUGGCUCUUGGGUGGAGGAUUCGUUUAACUCAACAUUUACUCAAAAAUUACUUAAGAAAUAAUGCAUUUUAUAAGGUGUUCAACAUGUCAAGCAAGAAGAUAGAUGCUGAUCAGAGAAUAACUCAGGACCUAGAAAAGUUAACUACUGACUUGUCGGGACUGGUUACAGGAAUGGUAAAGCCUUCUGUGGACAUUCUUUGGUUCACCUGGAGAAUGAAGCUUUUGACUGGUCGGAGAGGUGUUGCUAUAUUGUAUGCUUACAUGUUGCUGGGUCUUGGCUUUUUGAGGGCUGUUACCCCUGAAUUUGGUGAUUUGGCAAGUCGUGAGCAACAACUUGAAGGAACCUUCAGGUUUAUGCACGAGAGACUGCGUGCUCAUGCUGAAUCUAUUGCUUUCUUUGGGGGAGGUUCUAGAGAAAAAGCUAUGGUUGAAUCAAAAUUCAAAGAACUUCUCGAUCACUCCUUGUCUCUUUUAAAGAAGAAAUGGUUGUUUGGAAUUCUGGAUGAUUUUACCACGAAACAACUCCCACAUAAUGUGACUUGGGGGUUGAGCUUGUUAUAUGCCAUCGAACACAAGGGAGACCGAGCAUUAAUAUCCACUCAAGGUGAGCUGGCACAUGCAUUGCGUUUCUUAGCAUCUGUUGUAUCUCAAAGCUUUUUAGCUUUCGGUGACAUUCUUGAACUGCAUAGAAAGUUCCUUGAACUCUCUGGUGGCAUCAACAGAAUUUUUGAGCUUGAAGAGCUUCUAGAUGCUGCACAAUCUGUUGUUGGUUAUUCAGCGGCUUCCGAAGCUGACACUCAGUCACCAUCUAAGUGGAGAGAUUUUAAUUCUGAAGAUGUCAUUACCUUCUCAGAAGUUAAUAUCAUCACCCCAUCACAGAAGAUAUUGGCUAGGGAGUUAACAUGUGAUAUAGUACCUGGGAAAAGCUUGCUUGUUACUGGUCCAAAUGGGAGUGGAAAAAGUUCUGUCUUUAGAGUUCUUAGAGGUCUUUGGCCCAUCACGAGUGGAAGAAUCACUAAACCAUCACAACAUGUUAAAGAAGGUGUUGGAUCUGGUUGUGGAGUAUUUUAUGUUCCUCAGCGGCCUUAUACAUGUUUGGGAACACUCAGGGAUCAAAUUAUAUAUCCUCUAUCUUUUGAGGAGGCUGAGUUAAGGGCAUUGAAGUUGUAUCGAGAAGGUGAAAAAUCUUCUGAGCACACCAAUAUUCUAGACAUGCGGUUGAGAACUAUUCUGGAGAAUGUCCGAUUGAGUUAUCUUUUGGAAAGGGAAGAAGGUGGUUGGGAUGCUAAUCUGAAUUGGGAGGACACUCUCUCCCUUGGAGAACAGCAGAGAUUAGGCAUGGCACGCCUAUUUUUUCACAAGCCUAAAUUUGCCAUCCUUGAUGAAUGCACCAAUGCUACGAGCGUUGAUGUUGAAGAACAACUUUAUCGGCUCGCAAAAGACAUGGGUAUCACAGUUGUUACCUCCUCACAAGUAAGUACUACUAUAACUAUAUGGAG